UACGUCUUUGACAGCAUCAAAUUUGAUGGAUGAUUCCACGAAUAAGUUCUCUGCCGGCGACGACGAUACUGCAAAUCAGCAAGAAAGGCUACUUCCGAUUGCCAACGUCGGCCGGAUCAUGAAGCAGAUACUCCCAAAAAAUGCAAAGAUCUCCAAAGAGGCCAAGGAGACCAUUCAAGAGUGUGCUUCUGAGUUCAUUAGCUUCGUCACUGGCGAGGCCUCUGAGAAAUGUAAAAAGGAGCGGCGGAAGACGGUAAAUGGCGAUGAUGUGUGCUGGGCUAUUGGCACACUAGGUUUUGAUGAAUAUGCUCCACCAUUGAAGAGGUAUUUAGAUAGAUAUAGAGAGGUUGAAGGCGAUCGGUCGGCUACUCCACAGAGGAACGAAGAGGAUGGUGGACCAUCUUCUUCUGCAGCUGAGUUUAAUCCGAAUCUGAAGCCAUUUUAGUCAUCAACCUUUUCUUUUUCUUUUUUUUCUUUUUUUUUUUUUUUUUAAAAUUCUACUUGUUGAUUCAGAUUGAGUUUUGAUUUGAUCAGAUAGAUUAAUUAACAGUUAGUAUUUUUUUGGUCUAAGUAUUUUAUAAAAAAGAUUCAUCUAUAAUACUAUGGAUUGGGAAUGCGCAUUAGGACCGGAGUACUGGCUAGAACUAGUACCAGUUAGAAAUGAUCGGGCCGGGACCAGGACGAUAUUCUUGUGCAUUUUUGAAACCGGGAACCAGACCGGACCAGCAUAAAUAUAACACGUCUGUUAAACUUCCAAUAAUUUUUGGAGGCCUCAAAAAAACGAUCAAGUCAUAGUAAGUAAACGUACGACUACACAAACAAAGCAUAUCAUAUAUAUCAAAAAAAAACCUUCCUUGAACCUUAGCGACAACUUGAAAAUGCCCGGCUAAACCCAAAUCAAAGAAAAAAUCGAGUAGGUUAUUAAUGUUGGACUGAUUGUUCGAUCAUUAAUUUAUCAUCAUCUCAAGUCGACAUCUCCAAAUCUUCAUUCCUUCCUCGUCCGCUCUUCAUCUUAAAUCAACAUCUAUUAUCCACUAAUCCGCCAUCAUUGAUCAUCUUCUCAAAUCUCAACCAUCAAUAAGCAAUGUCAAAAGG
This is a messenger RNA of Lactuca sativa (garden lettuce), 1095 nucleotides long. Its product is annotated as nuclear transcription factor Y subunit B-5. Gene Ontology annotation, biological process: regulation of transcription by RNA polymerase II. Gene Ontology annotation, molecular function: protein heterodimerization activity; RNA polymerase II cis-regulatory region sequence-specific DNA binding; DNA-binding transcription activator activity, RNA polymerase II-specific. Gene Ontology annotation, cellular component: nucleus; CCAAT-binding factor complex. The record is from RefSeq and is a predicted model, not a curated record. Lineage: Eukaryota; Viridiplantae; Streptophyta; Magnoliopsida; Asterales; Asteraceae.